AUGGGUCGAACACUCCAGCGCCUUGUGAGCGGCGCUUUGAGCUUGAUGCUGACGUCGUGUAGCGCCACGGAUGCCCCCAUUAUUGGGGUCCUGUCGGUUCCCGCGGAUGGAGGUUGCGAGACAGCUAUGACCGCUAUGACCAUGGCUGGCACUGUGUCGUGCUUCGCGUCGCUGUACUCGAAAUUCAUUGAGGCGGCAGGUGGACGUGUGGUGCCACUUCUGUACGAUUGGAGCGACAGUGAGUUGGCGGAAGCCUUUGAUGCGGUGAACGGCAUCCUUUUCACAGGAGGAGGGGUGGAUAUUGCCAGGCAAUCCAAUGCCGAAGCCAAGCAGUACCUCCACGCAGCAUCGGUGCUGUUCAAUCUGACCUUGACAUCCAGUGACUGGGUGCCCUUGUGGGGGACCUGCCUAGGCUUGCAAACCCUUUCCGUGCUGGGGGCAGGUACUGGGCGGGUGCUCCAGACCUACGCCUACGAUUCCGAAGACCUGUCCCUUCCGUUAGACCUCACCGCCGCGGCGCAGCGCUCCCGGCUGCUGGGACAGGCCUUUCCCGCGCAGCUGAAGCGUUGGAUCACCGAGGAGAACCUGACCACAAACCUGCACCAUGAUGGAGUUGCACCUGAGGAAUUUGAGAAAAACAGCCAGUUGAAGCAGAUCUUUCAGGUCUUGUCCACCAACCAGGAUAGGAAGGGCAAGAGCUUUGUCUCGGUCAUUGAAGGCCGAGAGCGACCCAUCUUUGGGGUGCAGUUCCACCCGGAGAGGCCGUUGUUUUCCUGGGCACCUGAGGAGGGUAUCAAUCACGGCCCGCAUGCGAUUGAAGUGAUGCAAUACUUCGCCAACUUUUUCCUCUCACAGGCGCGAAUGAACUCACACCAGUUCAAGACAAAGAAGGAGGAAGAUGCUGCACUCAUCUACAACUACCAGGCGGUGGGCCACUCGAGUUACCAAUGCUACACCUUCCGGAAAGCCGGAAAAGCACUAGCCUCGGAAGCGAUGCUUGUCUAA
Messenger RNA from Cladocopium goreaui, 1005 nucleotides. The record is from the annotation of a GenBank genome assembly. Lineage: Eukaryota; Dinophyceae; Suessiales; Symbiodiniaceae.